Marchantia polymorpha subsp. ruderalis is the source of this 3256-nucleotide messenger RNA. The record is from the annotation of a GenBank genome assembly. NCBI's taxonomy places the organism in Eukaryota, Viridiplantae, Streptophyta, Marchantiopsida, Marchantiales, Marchantiaceae.
GUUGCUGUGCUGCAUCCUUCGAAGAACUUGCCAGUCCGACGAAUGAAUGGCACCAAUGCCCGAUUCAAAUGCGCCGAAGCGGGGCCUCCGAGACAAGGCGGAGAAAGCAAUUUCUUGACUUCGCUCGCUUGAUUUCUCGUGGCGCAUUGUGUUCGAGUGCGAGUGCCAGUGCCGGCGAGUUUCCCCGUGCUCUAGGAUCGGAGCCCUCACCCCACCUCUGUGACCCGGCGUGACCGAUUCCGCGGGCUUGAAUGGACGCGAGAAGAUCUGCACUUUUGUAGGAAUCGAUGGUUUGACUAGGUGUCUGCGAGAGACGAGACUGUGCGGUGGUGAGAUUCGGAUGCGGAGUUGUUGAUGCUGCUGGCCUCGAUCGGAAGUGGAGACUCUUUUGGACCAGUUUUGGUGGUUUGUGAGGCGUUGAGAAGGAGGAUUUGGACGAGUUUGGGCGGCGAAACGUGGAUUUUAAGUUCUUGAGUUAGGAAUUGUUGCGGCGGUUGCGCAAUUGCACUGUUAUUUUCUGUUGUGGAGUUAGCCAGUCUAUUGGAGGAAGGGAAAGGCGGUGGGCAUUUUCUCGUGGACCGGUGGGAUAACAGUAGGGGUUCAAGAUUCGGAGUUCUCUGCCCUUUUUUGACGGGAAGUAGCAGGGCGAAGUGUGUCCCAGGGUCAGAACCUGGGAGUUUUUUAUGUGAUUUUCAUCUGCUGGUAGCUUUGGUGGACAGGGAAUUUAAACGGGAAGAAGAGGUGUGGUAAGCGGGGCUUGUUUAUCAAAUUUACAUAUUCCGACGGCAGUGACGUGAAGGGUUUGCAAUGGCGAAGCCAAUUUUAGGUUGUGCGUUUCUGUUGCUGAUCGUGGUGGGAGCAGAGGCGAAGGAUCCUUACAAGGUUUUGGGCGUUGAUAAGAGUGCCAGCCAACAGGAGAUCAAGAAGGCUUUUCACAAGCUAUCACUGAAAUACCACCCAGAUAAGAAUCCCUCUAAAAGUGCACAAGCGAAGAUGGCCGAGUUAAGUAACGCCUAUGAACUUCUGUCUGAUGAGGAGAAGAGAAAGAAUUACGAUUUGACUGGUGACGAAAGUGGCAGAGCUCCACCUGAAUCGGGAUUUCCCGGAGGAGGGUACAACGGUUUUGGUGGGGGUUCUCCCGGUCAUCAUGGAAGGCAUGAUGGUGGUUAUCAAAGAACGUUCUACCGCAACUUUCAGGGUGGACCUGAUAUGGGUCAAUACUGGACUUUUCAUCAAAGUCAACAGCAAGCUCAUGCUUCUAAAAAGAAAGAGGAAGCGUCCCAAGGCUGGAGUGGAUUCAAUUUCCCUUUCGACUUUGGCUCUGGAGGAGGAGGAAUGUUUGACACGUUUUUUGGAUCAGCUGGGAAAAAAUUCCAGAAUGCCCGAGAUUCAUUUGGAGGAUUCGGUGGAGGUGACUCAGGACCCAAACAACGAAAGAGUGUUGAGAUAAGCAAAGCAGUUGAACAGCUUGAUAGCUCAGCAUUCUUGGAGAAAGUAUCAGGGCCAGAGCCGGACAUUUGGUUGGUGUUCUUUUACCGUCCUGUCAGCUCAACGGAAGUGGAUGAGAAAACUUCAAUCGUGAACAGUAUGGCUGAGGAUCUGUCAGGGAUAAUUCAGGUUGGGUCUGUCAAUUGCCAAGUGCAGUCAAAAUUGUGCCGAGACAAUGCACCGUCGGUCCUUCAUUCUAAUUCGCCCGUCCUUGAAAUAUAUACAGUACCUGAUAAAUCAACUCCAUAUCAGUUCACAGGAUCGUGGACAGAAAAGGGGGUUAAGGACUUCGUUGUAAGAAAUAUACCAAAUUUAUCCACUCGUCUGGACAAUCAGAAAGUGAUCCAACUCUGGACCAAGUUGCUAGAUCUUCCUCAGGCGGUUCUCUUUACGAAGAAGAAAGAAACUCCGGCAAUUUGGCGAGCUUUGAGUGGAGUUUUCGAUAAACGCAUCAAGUUCUACGACAUGCAAGUUGAGUCCAAGAUGGACACCAAGAUCGGACAGCAAUUUGGUGUGAAGACAUAUCCGGCAGUUGUAGGAAUGCUUGGAAACGGUGAAGAUUAUGUUGUGGCCAGUGAGAAAAUCUUUGCCCAAACCGGAAAGAACAUGGUGAAAGAGCUCAAGAAAUUCUUAGAGGAUCUUGAGAAAAGAAGCAAAGCAGCAGGUGUUGGAACGACAGGGCCAGGGUCUGAGGAGGGAGUACAAUUCCUGACGAAAGCAAACGCAGCCGUCUUGUGUGGAUCAAACACCCCUCUGUGCAUAAUUGCUGUUGCUGAGUCGAAGGAAGCGCAGGAGAAAUCUAAGCAGAUAUUAGCGGAGCUGUCCCAGAAAACUCUGGUUCGUAGAGGCUCAAGCUACGAAUCGAAGAAUCCAUCAGUGUCCUACAGCAUGGUUCAUGCUUCGAAACAGUCGAAGUUUCUGAAAUUCUUUAAGGGUGUGACAGUCCGCGGUUCGGACAUCGUUUUGAUAGCCUACAAGCCUCGUAAAGGCAAAUAUACAGUACACAAAGGACCAAUCACAAUGGAGGAAGUCGAAUCGUUUGUUGGUGGAGUGUUAGGUGGAGACACAACGUUGCAAACUCUAAGUGGAGAGCCUGUGCUGUCAUAGAACUCAACAUUUAGAGCUGCUGUAUUAUAUGUACAAUAAGCGAAAUCCCUUUCACUUCUCAGUCAAGAGAAUGAUUCACAUAUUUGGGGAAGUAGGAUAUUGCUAGACACAGGUAGAAACGUUACACUCUCUUCAAUCCACGAGGUGCAACGGAGAAUUUUGCUCGUCAGAUAAUUUUUGGGGUUUGCCUGAUACCCCGUUAGCGUCGUAGAGGGUUCGAUAGGCUUAUAUGGUUCAUGUUCAUAUGUAUAACGAGCAUUCAUGCACCACGACGUUUAUUGCGAGGCUUGAACCGCUGUCUUGCAGAUGACAUUUUUUUCGGUAUAUGUUACUAUUCAAGGCUGGACAGCCAAAGUGCUGUAACUGCAGUUCCAAAACUUUCGGUGGCUAGUGAAAGUCUGGAUCUGGUCAAAGUAUGUUACCGUAAUUCUUGAAAGCCAAAUUUGUUGCGCAUCUGAUUUGUGAGUAGUCUCUAAGUAUUAGAUGUAUUGCAAUUAGAUGUAUCGUCCGAGCCACGACCCUGACAAUGUUUCAGGAUUGAACUAUAUACCCUUACGAGGACUUAAGAAUACCUUGCUUCAGCCUAAAGCCAUUCGAGUGCCGAAUUUCCUGUAGUACACUUAGCAGACACUUUUCGAACCUCUUACGAUUAUUAACAAUG